AUGUCAACAACAGAUCAUUCAUUAACAGAAGAGGAAGAAGAUGAAAUUUGGAAUAAUAGUAUAAAGCAAUGGAAAGAGAUUAAAGAGAGUAGAAGAAUUGAAAAGGAAAAGGCGAUUGCCGAGGGAAGACCAGUACCUACAAUCGAUGAAGAUGAGGAGUCGGCUUGGAAGGAUCUCCCUAUCUUUAUGGAAUCAUUGCCUGAAGGUGAGAACUUGGGUGUCGAUGCUUUGCAAACCAUCGUUGACGAGUGUCCUCCACAUGUAUUGGCCGACACGUACAAGGAAGAAGGUAACACUCGUUUCAAACUAGUCGUUCAAAAGACGACGUCAGAGGCUGACAAGAAACGAUUCAUGAACGAGGCAUUACACUAUUACACCAAGGCACUGAAUGUUAAAUGCGACGACAUGAAACGAAACAGUGUCAUCUUGUCUAACCGUGCUGCCGUACACAUGGAGAUGAAAAACUUUGGUAAAGCAAUCAAGGAUUGUACAGUGGCUGUAGAGUUUGAUGAGACCAAUAUCAAGGCAUUCUACAGACAAGUUAAAUCUCACUUAUCACUAUUGCAAUAUACCAAAGCUAUUCAAGUAGCAGAUCGUGCAUUAAAGUCGGGCGAUAACAAGGAUAUCAAAACAUUGCGUGAUCAAGCAGUUGCUCAUAUCGAACGUGCCCAACGACUUGAAAUGGAACGUCAACUUGAGCAAACUCGUAAACACGAACAACUUGUAGAGUUGGUUGGCAAGUUGACCGCUAAAAAGAUGCAACUUGGUCACCCUCUAUUUGACAUGUCUCGUUACACUGGUCAAUCAGAUCGUGCAGUUAGUGUAGAUGCCGAAGGUAUUGCACACUUUCCAACUGUAUUUUUGUAUCCAGAGUAUGGACAAUCAGAUUACAUUUUGGAUUUCCAAGAAGGUUACUGUUUUGGUGAUCAUCUCGAAUACAUGUUCCCUCCCGGCAACAAAGAGUUUGCUCAUUGGGACAAAGAUCAUCGUUACACACUAGACAAUAUCGAAAUUUAUUUCCAAACUAAUUGGUCAACUCCAAUUGAUUUAAAUAAUAAUAAUAAUAAUACAAAUACAAAGAAUAAUAGUAGCAAUAAUAAUAAUAAUAAUAUAGAUAAUAGUAAAAAGAAAAGAUGGGUUAGAUGUAAACAUACUACCAAUAUUGAAACAGUACUUUCACAUCCAGAAUAUGUUAUUCCUCAAAUUCCAGUCUUUUAUAUUAUUUCCAAAGGUUCUCCAUUUGCCAAUAAAUUUAUAAAAGAAGGUUUACUUUCACAAUAA
Molecule: messenger RNA, 1281 nt
Organism: Cavenderia fasciculata
Lineage: Eukaryota; Evosea; Eumycetozoa; Acytosteliales; Cavenderiaceae
Gene: ttc4
Product: tetratricopeptide repeat domain 4
Exons: 1
Coding region: 1-1281 (426 amino acids)
Molecular function (GO): Hsp90 protein binding
Source: RefSeq, a predicted model, not a curated record